UAGUGACAAUUCAUCUCUAAAACUUCAUAGGAAAAUCAAACGUAGCUAGCCACAUAUUGAAACCAAAAAAUGUCAGGAAAGAAAUGUCUUGUUCUUUUUGUGCCUUUAAUGGUUUUAUGCAUGUUAAUGACAACAUUAGAAUCAAGGCAAAUCGAUGACAUCACAUGCUCCGAGGCUAUUUCGUCUUUGUUGCCAUGUGUACCUUUUCUAGAGGGUUCUCUCCCCGCAACACCAUCUAGUGAUUGUUGCGUAGGAGUGACCAAUGUAGCCAAUAAGGCCAACACUACUCCGAGUCGGAGAAGUACAUGCCAAUGUCUAAAAAACGCUUCAACAAAAUUUGGUGUCAAUGCCGAUAGAGCAAAACAACUCCCACAACUUUGUCACGUUAGUUUGCCCUUUGUUAUUAGUCCUACUAUCGAUUGCAACUCGAUUCCAUGAUUCUACAAUAGGGUCAGAUUGUGAACAAAGCUUGAGGAAUUGCAUUGAAGUUUUUCUUCUUUUGUUUUAGUGAUUGUAGUGCAAAGAAGAUUAUAUCAAUAAGCAAUGUGAAAAGAUUGCGGCAACUCUUAAAACUUAUG
Molecule: messenger RNA, 578 nt
Organism: Trifolium pratense (red clover)
Lineage: Eukaryota; Viridiplantae; Streptophyta; Magnoliopsida; Fabales; Fabaceae
Product: non-specific lipid-transfer protein 1-like
Exons: 2
Coding region: 70-438 (122 amino acids)
Biological process (GO): lipid transport
Cellular component (GO): membrane
Molecular function (GO): lipid binding
Source: RefSeq, a predicted model, not a curated record